Saccharomycopsis crataegensis is the source of this 2955-nucleotide messenger RNA. RefSeq lists its product as uncharacterized. The coding region runs from base 1 to 2955 and encodes 984 amino acids. The record is from RefSeq and is a predicted model, not a curated record. The transcript has a single exon. NCBI's taxonomy places the organism in Eukaryota, Fungi, Ascomycota, Saccharomycetes, Ascoideales, Saccharomycopsidaceae.
AUGAUGGAUGCAAUUGUUUUGGUGCUACGCUUCUACAAUGUCGGGAACCCCGAGUUAAAUACCCGAACUGACGACAGUGAGAAUGACUAUUUGUUCAAGGUACGGAAACAAAGUAAGUUUGGCUCAUUACUGAAGAAGUUUGCCCUGAUUUCCAAACAAGACCCUUCUGACUUGACGUUUUACAAAGGCGAUAGGUUUUUAAAUCCUUCUAGUACCGUCAAUGACUUGGAGUUGCAGGAAAGCGACAGGAUUUUGGUCAAAAAAUUGAUCCCCAUCUCUGUGGAAUUUAGCAAUGACACCAUCCCAGGGAAGGAAUGGUUCAGGGUAUUGAAUGAGACCGUACUGUUGAAAGUUGAAGAAGAUUGUACUUUUGACUAUUUCUACCAAAGUUUGCUCGACCAUUUAACAUUUUCCAAAAGCGCCGUAGCUUCUUCAUCUCUCCAAUCAGACAAAGUCCAAUUUUUCAAAGUGUCAUACAAAAACUCGGAGAGGAAGGUUGAGGAGAUUCUUGACAUGGGCGCUGGCUUAAAUAAAUUGAAUAUUACGGCGAACACAAAUAUUAUUAUCAGCUGUGAUCUUACCCAGUACGCGGCAUUCAUUAAUAAAAUUAAGUCAUUGAAUUCGACCUCUGCUUCAAAUUUUACGCCAAAUGGCAUGGGAUUGGAUCCUGGAAGUGGCAAAGCUAAUGGUGGUGGGAUAUCCACAAUGAUAACAGAGUUGAAGGAAAAGAAUUCACUACUUGAAAAAAAGAUUGAAAGCCUAGAAAAGAAAAAUAUCGUUCUAGCUCAAAAAAAUGUCAUAUUAGACCACCAAAACUCCACUCUCGCGACUGAAAAUCGGAUGUUGUCUGAAAACGUGAAAAAUCUGAAGAGUAAUAAUGAAGUCAGCUCUGAUAGUUUGAAGAGAGAAUUAGAUAGGAUAAAAUCAGUUCUCUCUGAAAAACUUACUCAGGUUAAUGGUUUACAAACUCAAAAGGUGAAGUUGGCAAAUGACUUAUCCUCAGCAAAUGAAAUAGUAGCAGAAUUGCGAAAGGCAGAUCAACAAAAAAACGAAGAAAUUCAUUCUUUAAAGGAAAAAGUACAGAUCGUGGUGGCAGCGCUGGACCGAAUCAAGCAAGAAAGUCACGCUUCUCAAUUGAAUGCUAAUUCACAGCUUUUGCAAGUGAAAAAGCUUCACAAUGAGGACCUAUUACGCAGACAAGAAGUAGAGAAAAAGUUACAGAUUGCAGAAUUUUCCUUCAGGAAGUAUGCCAUCGAUAUAUACAACCAAUACGGGCUAUUCUUAACCAGUUUCCAUUCAAAGAUGGAAAACCUUAGGAGUGAACUUCAUUCAUUAGUCACCAAAUGUGACAUAGACAAGUCAAUAAAAUCAGAAAUCAAUUUGGAUCCUAUUGAUUUUGACUAUCUCAAGGUAAUUUCAGAAAAUGUGAAAGUCGGGGACUCGUUUCUACCGACGGAAGUGGAUGCUAAUACCCUUAAUAAUUUAAGGAGACCAAAACCUUUACCGCAAUAUUUUGGAAACGAUACUGUUAUGUCCACUAUAUUCAUCAUCCUUUUUGAAAAAGAUCAGCAAAUGAAAGGGAUGUCAAUAAAAGAGAUUUGUGAUGUCUGGCAACAGGCAGAUAUAAAAGUUGUUGCGGAGAAAAUGUCUGCAUAUUUAACGAACAUCAACCAGAGAAGUAAUAAUAUUCAUUAUAACUUGAAUAAAGUUUGGGAUAAUGACAAAUCCACGUCGGUAUUUUUUUAUGAUAAGUUAGUUGAUUGGAACUACAUUGGAGGUGAAACUACCGCCUUUGAAAAAUUGACUGCGAGCAGCUUACCUAAGAGCAUUGCUGAUAUGCGAAAGGUCAAUGUUUUAGAUCAGCUUAACUUUACACAAAAGUUGAAUAAAUCUUACGAAUCAUUGAAAACUACUUCAAUUGAAAUAGAUGCUAAAGGCAUUAACUCUUUGAAAAAUGUUUCCAAGAAUUUGGUUAAUGUUAUAGACAGUUUGAGACAAUUUAAGGAUGAGAAGAAUGUUUUUUUAAAGCAAAAGGAGGCAAUGAUAAAGAAAUUCAAGUCAGAAUUAGCUGAUGCUGCAAAGAAGGUUAGUUUUGUAUCUUCUUACGAUUACAAACUUGACCUACUAGCCAGUGAAAUCGAAGCCUUAAGAAACGAGAAGAUCUCUUUUGAAAAAGACAAUGAUAUUUAUGAAAAAUUCAAGGAUUUUGGGGUUGUCACUGUUGCUAAAUGUGCCGAAAAAGCCCCUGUUAUAAAUUCCAAACGCAUAGCUGCUAUCACUGACAUCGACGCCAUCUCUGCUGAUGAUGAUGUCCCAAUUGCCACCAUUGCCGCCACCGCCUCCAAUGCUAGUUUUGCCACCAUUUCCAACGAUAGAAAAAGAUGCAGUUCUGAUGUUGAUGAUAGCCCUGAUCUCACGAAACAACAGAACACCGACAAAAUUCCUAAAACUUUGAUACCUUCUUCUGACAAAGCGGGCAUUGUUGUCAGUAACCCUCUGACAAACAGAAUUAAGGAGCGCUCUGACAAUAAGAAUGAAGAGCCUGCUUUGAAGAAAGCGAAACUUUCUAAUGAAAACCAGGCUGGUCCUCAGGUUAAUAAAGAAAACACCAUCGAUAGUGAUAAAAGAGCAGGGCUGGUGGAUACUGAUGGCACUGCUAGUGAUAAAUCUAGCGAUGCUCCAAUGAAUAUUAGAAUCGAUCUUCAAGGAGCGGAGAUAGCUCCAACAUUUUUCAAAAUCAAACCAACCACAAAGUUAAAGAGAGUUUUAAAAUCAUACAAGACUAAGUUAUCCAGUAGUGCUGAUGUGACUCUUAGCAAAGACGAGAUCAAUUCUAUUAAGUUCAGGAUUGGAAACUCGCUUGACGUUGAUUAUAAUCUUCCAGUUAGAGAUCUUGGAUUUUCUGCUAUGCGUUUGAUCGUGGCCGUGGCCGACCUUAAAUCUCUGCAAACAUAG